CUUUCUCUGCAGCCAGCCACAGCGCCGCGAAUAACGAUCGCUCACUCAGCUCCCUUACCGGCCCAGUCCCGCCUCUGCCUUGUGCAUGUCCGGAACGUCCCCAAACGACGCCUCGUCAUCGAGCGCAGCGCACCCAGGCUUCGGGCCCCAGACGCCAAUAAUGCAGGACGCAGAAAGAGAGGACGUCAGUAUGGCGCUGCCGCCGCCGAGGAAGCAGAACAUCGCCUGUGAUGCGUGCAGGCAGCGCAAGGUGAAGUGCCAUCAGGUUCCCGGCCAGUCGAAGUGCCAGCAUUGUAUCGCCAAAAACUAUGCGUGCACACAUCAUGCGCAGGAGGCGACCAGCGCAAAGAAACGUGUCUCGACCGUCAGCCGCAGACCACGGACAUACAGUUCCCAGUCUGGCAACACACAAAGUUCCAGUCCAACCUCCCUGAAACCGCCAAGUACGACUCCGACCCUCUCUGUGCCACCCGCGACGCCACCACGGUAUCAGACCCCGUUCGCACAACCGCCUAUAACGCGAAAUACGACGUUCACUGAACUUUUAGCUUAUCUGCUCUCGCCGCCCGAGGAUGCGACACAGAACGGGUAUAGUUCGAAUCCGUAUAAGGACUGGGGCGAACUUGCGUACAAACUCGACGACGAGACGUUUCGAAUCGAAUUCGCGCUCGACCUCGUCGAAGUCUACUUCCAAAUCGUCCACACCCGCCUCCCCUUCCUCAACCCAACCCAAUUCCGCGCCCGCCUCAACGUCACACUCCCCGUGACCUCCUCUUCCCCCACCGCGCUCUCCCCACAUCCGAGCCACUCCCCCUCGCACCUCCACGACCCACACACACACGCUCAAUCGCCCACCACGUCGUCCAUCCGUCCGCAUCACCCGCACCCGCAGCCUCCGCCCGCGCAUCCCGCACAACAAGUCGUCCACUCACACACGGAAAGUCGGAUAUAUACCACCCAUAAACCCUCCACAUCCUCCUCCACCUCAUCUACUCCCAACUCUAACGGCGGCGGCAGCGGCACGCCCACCAUCUCCACCUCCAACCACAACAACAACAACAACAACCACAACCACAACAACAACGCCAACACCACCAACGGCCGUUCCUCCUCCAGCUCCCCCACCGCCACCAACAUCUCCACCCCCGAUCCCGAUCCUCUCCACCCCGCACUAACGGCGACCGUGAUCGCAUGGGGCGCGAAGUUCAGCGAACAUCCGUUGUUGGUUGCGGGGCGGAGCGCGAGCCCGGGGAUGAGGCAGAGUCAUCUUGCGAAGACUUUGAUACAUAGGGCGAGGGAGGUCGCGGAGGCGUUGAAGGUGCAUAGGGUGCCGAAGGCGGAACAUGUGGUUAUUAGUUUGUUGAUUGAGCCGUUGCAGAGCCAAUUGAUAGAAGAUGUGAACGGUUUCCGCGGUUUUUGGCUCACAUCGGCCGUGAGACAGUUGUUCGACCUUCAACUAAAUCACAAAUCCGUCAUCUCCUCCAUCCCGGAUCCCGAAGCCCGCGGGACGAUGAUCUUCGCAUGGUGGUACGCCUGCCUCGCGGACGCCUAUUCCGCGGCGUACUACAAGCGGAGACCGAUGAUGGAGGACUCGGACUACGAUAUCGAUUUUUAUACGGCCGAUCCGGUGGUGUUGGAGCAGUAUCAGGCGUUGGGGGGUCAGGUGGAGGGAAAGGUGGACCCGAGGGAGCAUCUUGAGUUUCUGGGAUACUACGGCGCCGCACACGCACUCGCGCGGAUAUCCCGAAACAUGUCAAGACUGCUCUUCACGCCCAGCACCGACGCCGCCGGCGUGUCCGUCGACGCCCUGCGGGACAUCAUGGACCGUCUGAACGACUGGCGCGAGUCUUAUCUCCCCCGUGUCGGCGUGCCCACCAACUUUGCGGCGGAGUGGGACUUCGUGUCGGCGGUGUCGGCGUGUGCGAGCGACGCGACGUUCCAUAUUAUGUGGAUCAUACUGUUUACGGCCCUUGAUGAGUAUGGGGUGAAGGAGAUUAAUGAGGCGGUUAGGAGUGGGAGUAUGAAUGGUAUGAAUGGGGGGAGUCCGACGUUGCAGGGGGUUUGGAAUCAGGUGGAGGAUAUGAAGAGGAAGGUGUUGGAUGAGGCGUUGCAUGGGGCGUUGAGGAUCGCGGGUUUGGCCGGUGUGUUGACUAAAAACGGGUAUCUGCGACUGGACCCAGCCGUCAUGCACGUCUCCUGCAACCAAGCCGGCGUCUUCCUCGCUCGCUUCGGUCGUCCAGAGGUCUCGAACUGCAUCGAAGGCCUGGAGCAGUACUCUUACUCGUAUGAAGAGGCAGCCGAACAGGCAGAGGAUCUAAGGCGGAUAUUCGCGCUCGCGCGGGCUGGGAAGGGCGAUUUUAAUAAUAUGGCCUCGGUCAUCCCAAGACCGCACGCGCUCACGCAUUCGCACUCUCAACUUCAGCUCCAACAACAACAGCAACAACAGCAGCAGCAACAGAUGCGGGGUGUGGUGCAGGGUACGAUUGGGGGGUUGAAUGGAGCGGGGAUGGGAGGUCCCGGGCAUGGGGCGAUGGGGAAUGGGAUGGCGGGACAUACGCAUGGGCAUACGCAUGGGGCGGGGAUUGGGAUUGGGUUGGGUGUGGGUCCGAUGGGAGGGGUGGUUAAUGGCGGUAUGGGCGUGGGCGUUGGCGUGCAGGACAGUGGGAUGUAUGUCGAUGUGGGUCCUUAUUGAUUGAGCGUUGAGCGUGACGUGGCUUGGUCUGGUCUUGGUACGGUUUGAUAUUAUGCUGGAUGGAUGGAUGAUGUUUUUGUUGGUUGGUCGCGAUGCGGGGGCUGGACGCGUUGUAAGGAUAUAUGCGCCAUAGUGGGUGGACAGCACGGUCUGUUUUUUCUUUCUCUCUUUCUUUCUUUUUUUUUUUUUUUGCAGCUUGUCUCGACUCUCUCUCGAAUAUUUUUCCCCUUUGACCUCGAUUGCUUAUACCGUUCGAGUUUCCUUCUCCUCACUUUUUCUCCGACGUGUCUUGUAUCUUUCUCCCUUCGUUCUUCUCGCUUCUCGUGCAAGUAUCCCAUUCCAUUUUUUAUCCGUUGCUUUAUUGGUAGUGUACGCGCCUAGUCUUCAUCAAUCCCCCUUCUCUCUUCUUCCUCGCUCCUCUGAUUCGCUCCUCUCGUAUCUCCCUCUCAGCUCAGCUCACACAUAAUUUCGAACCAUCUCCGUCGGAAAAUAUAGUGCUCGUCGGCCUCGUCUCCUUCCUCCGCACCCCCCUUCCCUCUUUCCCUCUUACUCCCUCCGUUCUCCCUUCCUUCCCUCCUUCCCUCCGUCUGCCUUGCUCUUGCCUUGAUCAUCUGCAUCUGCAGCUUGCUU
Messenger RNA from Stereum hirsutum FP-91666 SS1, 3322 nucleotides. RefSeq lists its product as uncharacterized. NCBI's taxonomy places the organism in Eukaryota, Fungi, Basidiomycota, Agaricomycetes, Russulales, Stereaceae. Gene Ontology annotation, cellular component: nucleus. Bases 86 to 2692 code for a protein of 868 amino acids. The transcript is spliced from 15 exons. Gene Ontology annotation, biological process: regulation of DNA-templated transcription. The record is from RefSeq and is a predicted model, not a curated record. Gene Ontology annotation, molecular function: DNA-binding transcription factor activity, RNA polymerase II-specific; zinc ion binding.